This is a messenger RNA of Gigantopelta aegis, 2586 nucleotides long. Its product is annotated as tubulin polymerization-promoting protein family member 2-like. Gene Ontology annotation, biological process: microtubule polymerization; positive regulation of protein polymerization; microtubule bundle formation. The transcript is spliced from 5 exons. Gene Ontology annotation, molecular function: tubulin binding. Bases 583 to 1389 code for a protein of 268 amino acids. The record is from RefSeq and is a predicted model, not a curated record. NCBI's taxonomy places the organism in Eukaryota, Metazoa, Mollusca, Gastropoda, Neomphalida, Peltospiridae. Gene Ontology annotation, cellular component: microtubule.
GACUUCACAUUUCCUGGUUUCUUAUCGUGUGUGUUAACCCACUAUCUGACGUGGUUUUAACUUCCGUUAGAAGUAGUGCAAGACGGAUCUGGGAGAUAUCUUUAUUGCCACAAACUCUGGAACGGUGAGAUAAAAUACAGAAUUCCUGAUUCUGGUGCGUACGGCAGUGGAAUACCGUUUGUAAUUAACUAGAUAAAACCAGUCACACCUUUAAAAUUAGCGUCAUCUCUACUGAGAAGUUUUUAUAUUCUACCAAAGCGAUAUGACAAUGGACGAUGAUGGGUUGACAGUGAGUGCCGAACAGUGUGUUAGAUAGCAGUUGACUGGUAUUGAGCGACACACAUCGAUUUGAGGACGACCGGUUGUGUGCACUGUCACUCUUGUCUGUUACAGUGGCUUUUGUCAUCUGUUGAAACACCAGACAACGGGUGAAAACAAAAGUAAAGUUAUUACAUGUUUACACUGGAGACGACGCUAUGAAUUUCACAGAGAUUUAGCAGGGCACACACAUCGGCGGACAGUGCGCGAUUUCCAACCAGCAUUACACUCUUGGAAAGCUACAGUUCAAGUUAAGAGGUAACAAUGGCCGAAGCUCCUUCUCUUGACACCAUCCCGACCAAACACCUGAAGAUCGUGUUUAAGAAAUAUGUCGACAAGUCCAUGGCGUCCUCCAGCAAGUCGACCGGAAAUGACGUCAAACCUCUGGCGGGCACGUGCACCUCGGUGGGAACUCUCCUGGAGCAGUGUGUGGGCAAGAAGUACAAAGAGGCUAACGACAGCAUCGUGUUUAAGAAAUACACAGACAAAACCAAAGGGAGCCAGACUUUCGGUAAGCUGAAGGCAGACACUUUUUGUAUGAAGGACUUCUGGCUGGAGCUGGAGGCGGUGAAGAUCGCGGCGGAGAAGAAAGUGAAGAAACCCGCCCUAGACGACGCUAAAGUCGUGGAGGGGGCGAAGCAGACGAUGACUAAAGUAGCCAGUUUCCACUCCGUGGACCUCACAGCCGCGAAGAAGCCAACGACCGGAGGAACAGCCGGCGCAGUGACAGACAGACUGACGGACACGAAGCGAUACACCGGCUCACACAAGGAGAGGUUUGACGAGUCGGGCAAAGGGCGGGGCACGGUGGGGCGCAAGGACGCACCCGGCGGAUCGGGCUACGUAGGGAACUACAAAGGUGCAGGGACGUACGGGAGGGGUUCAAACGCAGCAGACAAGUCGGAAAGCUCCAAACCCUCAACAGUAGGCGGGCACCCAACUGGCAAAAAACCCGAAACCGGAAACAGUACGACCGGAAAAGGAAGAGGAACUGUGGGUAAAACCGACACGACAAAAACAACCGGCCAGGCCGGUGCCAACAGAAGGUCCGGGUCUUACGACAAGAAAUAAAUUCAAGUGCCUGCUCGUGUAUUCCAAACUUUGGGCUGUUACAGAAAUCAGUGCAUGAGUUGAGCAACUGAGGUGGGAGUUAGGCGGAAUGUUUUUCAAACAGUAACCUAACCGCCUGUAGAAUACAUUUAAACAAUUUCAGAUCAUAUGAUUUAAAAGUAGUUUCCGAGAGUCCAUUCUAUAACAAUAAGCCCUCUCACACACGUAUGUAUUCCUGAAGCAGCCCGGAUGGACGUUUGACAAUAAAAACAGUAAUAAGACGUUUUUGUUUGAAAUACGUCACACUUUGUAGACCAAUGAAACGUCACUUAUUCAAUGGGCAGCCCUUUUUAAAUACGUUUUAAUAUUUUAUUAUAACUAAAAAUGUAUAUUUUGACAAUUGUAUAGGUGUAUUUUAAUAUUUUAAGAAGUUUGUGCAAUGAAGUACACAGAAUGCAUGUUAUAAUCCACUUUCAAUUUAUAAUUAUAAGAUUUAAAAAAUCUGUUUACAGCUGUACAUGUCGUGGAGCGGUUUGAUUAUGAUUACGAUGUGUCUGUCUGUCUCUCCGUCUGUCUAUCUGUCUCUGUGUCUGUCUAACUCUCUAUCUGUCUCUGUGUCUGUCUAACUCUCUGUCUGUCUAUAUAGCUCUCAAUCGAUUAGCUACUUAAUUCAACCAGUAAUCCUGAGAACUUGUUUGAAAGACAUCCUUCACCAUGUGAUUGGUUCGAAAUUCAAGCAAAAUUCUUCUUGUCAAUUAAUUCUCGUCCAAGCUGAAUGUUUACCGCUAAACACGUUUGGGCCUUUCAACACUUUACACAUAUUUUGAAUCUUAGCAGUUUCAUAGCAGAAAUAUUGUUGAUCGGGUUUUUGUUAACAAUUAAAGAGUUUGGGUUUGGGGUUUUAAAACAAAUCUGUUGAAUACCGUAUAUUCAUUCUGAAAAUGUCCCCCAAAUUUUAAAUGUUUUCAAAUGUGAAUAACCUUACUCUUCCCACUCUAAUUGACAUAUGAACCACCCACAUAUAGACAUUAAUUUUUAGUUGGAGUUUAUAAGCGUUAUUUAAUUACUACUUUAAAUCUGCAAUUAUUUCUUCGUUAUUAUUUGCCUAUACAGAAAAGCGACUGUAUCACUCGUAGGUUAAUGUAAUGUUUUAUUAACUGUAAUGGAUAUUUUAUUGUUCAUUGUUGUUUUUAUGUAAUGAUUAAAUUGUUCAAUACA